This is a messenger RNA of Oryza brachyantha (malo sina), 1132 nucleotides long. RefSeq names its product WRKY DNA-binding transcription factor 70-like. The transcript is spliced from 3 exons. The record is from RefSeq and is a predicted model, not a curated record. Gene Ontology annotation, molecular function: sequence-specific DNA binding; DNA-binding transcription factor activity. The coding region runs from base 64 to 756 and encodes 230 amino acids. NCBI's taxonomy places the organism in Eukaryota, Viridiplantae, Streptophyta, Magnoliopsida, Poales, Poaceae. Gene Ontology annotation, biological process: regulation of DNA-templated transcription.
GUCUCCUUCCUCUUCUUCCUCUUCGCUACCACCACACGGCCCCCACAAAAUCAAAUCUCCAAGAUGGCACUCGACUCUGUUCCCUCCUACCCCAUCGACCUUGGAUCCACCACGACGACGCCCCCGCAGCAGCAGCAGAGGCUCAGCGCCAGGAAGGAGGAGCGGACAUGGACGACGGCCACCUACGCGCCCUACGACGACGGCCACCAGUGGAGGAAGUACGGCGAGAAGAAGCUCUCCAAUUCCAACUACCCAAGGUUCUACUACAGAUGCACCUACAAGAACGACAUGAAGUGCCCUGCUACGAAACAAGUCCAGCAGAAGGACACCAAUGACCCACCAUUGUUCUCAGUCACUUACUUCAACCACCACACCUGCAAUAGCAGCUCCAAGAUUGUAGGCAGUACUCCAGAUUCUGCUGCGCAGUCCUCUUCGAGGAAGGCCAUAUCCAUCUGCUUCAACUCGCAUUGCGCAACCAGUGAACAACCCACAUUCUUGUCAUCAUCAGCUUCGUUGUUGUCACCGAGCAUUCAGUCGUACAGUUCCAAUCAGCAGCCUGACAGGAACACCUACACUCGCCAGUUUCAGUGGGCAGACACAUGGUCAUCUACACCAACAAGCAACGGUCCGGUUAAGAUGGAGGUUGACGAUCAACAUGCAGAAGCAAGUGUUUCACCCAGUGCCACUGGUGCUCUGUCAAGGACAUUGCUGCCGAUCGGUCAGUCCAGAUGCAUCGAGUACUUCCAGUUCUUGUGAUGAUUUUGACUUGGGGUGGAGGAAACUCUUAGAUGGUGCCUGUGUCUAGUGCCGGAUGAAGUUUAUAUUGGGGGAUGUGAGAUGUGGUGAUCGAUCAGAUUCCCGUAGUGAUAUACUACUGGCAGCAUUAUGUAUACUGUUUUUUUUCUUUGCAUUUAGAUUCAAGCCAGAUUUUUGUGCUUGAAUGGUGUAAAGAACUGAAUUGGCGUUUCUGUAUCUACGAGUACUUACGUGAUAGAGGAAAAGGCUAAUGUAGCAGGCAGCUGUUAAAUACUUGUAGUAAUGUAAGAUUAAGGAAAUGUCUGACAGUAAAUUAGUAAAUUUAUCUGGCUGUUACUCUAAUCUACUGGGGUAGGCGAUGAUUAUCUACAGUUGG